AUGGGGCCAGCCACGCUUGCUUCCGUGAGUGCCGAGGUGGUUGACAAGGUUGAGGUGAAGACGGCUCUCGUCUCUGUCUUUGACAAGGCUGGCUUGGAGGACCUCGGAAAGUUCUUGGCAUCCAAGGGUGUGCACAUCCUCUCCACGGGUGGCACCGCUGCGAAGUUGCGUGACCUCGGAUGCACCGUCCAGGAUGUUGCGGACUACACCGGCUCCCCAGAGAUCUUGGACGGACGAGUGAAGACGCUCCACCCGAAGGUUCAUGGAGGCCUCCUAGCAGCCCGCGGCAACGCUGGGCAUGAGGCGGAGAUGGAGAAGCACGGCAUUCGCAAGAUUGACCUCGUGGUGGUCAACCUGUAUCCCUUUCAGGAGGCCGUCGCCAAAGGUGGAGACUUUGCCACGUGCAUUGAGAACAUCGAUAUCGGCGGCCCAGCGAUGAUCCGAGCUUCGGCGAAGAACAAUGCGGCGGUGACCAUCUUGACCAGCCCCAGCCAGUACGCCAAGUUCACACAGGAAGUCUCCGACAAUGCUGGCUGCACAACUUUUGCCUUCCGAAAGAACAUGGCCGCUGCUGCCUACGCCCUCACUUCGUCGUAUGACUCGGCCGUCAGCGCAUGGAUGGCUGGGGAGGUGACAGAGCCCCCGAAAAAGAAGACCAUCACUUUCGACUUGGCCAUGCCGCUGAAGUAUGGCUGCAACCCACAUCAGCUGCCAGCUGGGCUGUGCGCCGUUGCAGGCAGUAAGCUGCCCUUUGAGGUGCUGAACGGCACGCCAGGCUACAUCAACCUUCUCGACGCAAUCAACGCCUGGCAGCUGGUGCAUGAGCUUGCGCAGGCCACCGGGCUCCCGGCCGCCGCCUCAUUUAAGCACGUGAGCCCGGCCGGCGCUGCCAUCGGGCUUCCCCUCAGUGACGAGGAGAGGUUAGUCUACGAAGUCAAGGAUAAAGAGCUCACGGAUGUCUCAGCUGCCUACGUGCGCGCGAGGAACGCUGAUCCCAUGUGCUCCUUCGGUGACUUUGUUGCCAUCUCGCACGAGGUGGAUGUGGCCACAGCGAUGAUCCUGAAGAUCGAGGUCAGCGAUGGCAUCAUUGCGCCAUCCUUCAAGCCGGAGGCUUUGGAGACUUUGAAGGCCAAGAAGGGCGGCAAGUUUAUCGUCCUGCAGGCUGACGCCGGCUUCAAGUACAGCGACCUUGAGUACCGAAUGGUCGGGGGUGUUGGCUUCAUGCAGAAGCGCAACGAUGCUAUCUUCGACGCAUCCAAGCUGUCCGAGGCGGAGUGGGAUGUCAUAGCAGGCUGGUGCCGCGACAGUUAG
Symbiodinium pilosum is the source of this 1311-nucleotide messenger RNA. Lineage: Eukaryota; Dinophyceae; Suessiales; Symbiodiniaceae. The record is from the annotation of a GenBank genome assembly.